AUGAAGUUCAUCGCCGCCGUCCUUGCCCUCGUCGCCGCUGUUGUCGCCACCGAGGUCCGCUACGACCCCGUUUACAACAACGCCGGCCAGUCGCUCGCGACCGUUGCAUGCUCAGACGGCUCGAACGGGCUACUCACCAAGGGCUUCACGACGUUCAGCUCGCUACCCUCGUACCCCAACAUCGGUUCUUCUCAGUACAUCGGCGGUUGGAAUGACGCAGACUGCGGCUCGUGCUGGAACAUCACAUACCAGGGCAAGAGCACGUUCUUCACCGCCAUCGAUGUUGCCAAGACGGGCAUCGUCACCUCGCAGACGUCGCUUGACAAGAUCACUGGCGGUCAUGCCGUCGAGUACGGGGUCAUCACCGCGUCCGUGCAGCGCGUCGCCUCGAAGCUCUGUGGCCUCUAA
Messenger RNA from Peniophora sp. CBMAI 1063, 408 nucleotides. The record is from the annotation of a GenBank genome assembly. NCBI's taxonomy places the organism in Eukaryota, Fungi, Basidiomycota, Agaricomycetes, Russulales, Peniophoraceae.